Molecule: messenger RNA, 480 nt
Organism: Ostertagia ostertagi
Lineage: Eukaryota; Metazoa; Nematoda; Chromadorea; Rhabditida; Trichostrongylidae
Source: the annotation of a GenBank genome assembly
AUGAAUGACGCCUUUUCUAGUUGGCGAUCGUGUAUGGAAAUCCAAUUGGAUAUGAUGAGGCAUGAGCCAUUGAAGAACAGCGAUCCAAGCAUAGUUGUUACCUUAGGUGUCGGCACUGAUAUAAGCGCUGAACAACAAUUACAACGUAUGCUACCAAAGGGGUCAGAGUUCUUCGGAGCAGAUCCAGUGGCAGCGACAAAUGCCGACAUUUUUAGCGAAAUCGGGUUAUUUUUCCCAGUAGCUGUCAAUCAUCGCUCUGGUCUCUCAUUUUCCAACAUUCGACUACACAAUGGAACCUACAAGAAAACAAUACUGGAGCAUGUCCAUUUCUUAACGUUCCUUACGAAAAUGGUGAAUCGUUCACGGAUCGACUUUCUAUUCAUGGACGUUGAGAAUCCUGAGUAUCACCUGAUUCCAAUGAUAGCCAUUGACAAUAUAUUUUCUGAACACAACAUUGUUAUCUGCCAAAUAAAUGUAGAG